Molecule: messenger RNA, 1612 nt
Organism: Priapulus caudatus
Lineage: Eukaryota; Metazoa; Priapulida; Priapulimorpha; Priapulimorphida; Priapulidae
Product: MKL/myocardin-like protein 2
Exons: 8
Coding region: 113-1612 (499 amino acids)
Source: RefSeq, a predicted model, not a curated record
UUAUGUCAUGCACUGUGUGAGAGGUCGUGCUCGGGCGUGACUCGUGUCUGUGUCUGUAUUUGCAGUGACCACAGCCGCGAUCAGUCUGAGCUUGGCCGAGGGGCUGGGACCGAUGCGUGACCUUUCACAGGUCAACCUUGAGGACCUGAAGGUCGCAGAGCUGAAGCUGGAGUUGAAGAAACGCAAUCUACCUGUGUCAGGCCCGAAGCCACAUCUGAUAGAGCGACUGAAGCCCUACGCUGACGUGACGACCGCACCUGUCGGAAAGUCGUUACCGACGUCUCAAGGCUUCUCCCUGCAGCAGAUGCAGGGCAUCACGUUCAAGCUGCACCAGAUGCCCAACAAUACCCUGCCGGUAUCAACAAUGCAGCAGGUUGCCACGGCAACCAAUAACAGCCAGUUUUCAGUGGCCAAUGAGGACAGCAAUAGUUUGAUGGUGAUAGCAACGCCACCUACAUCACCAAGCAAUGAUCUGCUCUACUCCUCGGGCGGACCCAUGUCAACGAAUCCUAAUUCGCCGGACAAUAGCAUGAUUGAUAGCCAGCCAGCGAGUAACAAGAGCAGCUGUGGCGCCCUCAGCCCAUCUGCGCCCAGCUUGCAGAGUCCACAGGAUUCUAGCCCACCACAGGUGUCUAUCGCACAGACGCCACUCUACAUCUCCAUCCAGCCAUCACCGGCGAUGUCUGUCACACAGGUGGUGAGUCCACCUGCUGGACAGAAUGGCAAGAGUCUUCCAAAGCUGCAGCCGCGGCCACCCUCUGUUGUGCCCAUGGACAUCGACAUGGCGGCCAGCAAUGGCGACAUCGCUGCUAACACUAGAAUGCUGCAGGUGAUCAGUGAUCCUGGCAUCGCAUGCGAGAAAACAGUAGAGAUCAAGGUAGUGCCAGGGCCGCUGCCCCUGGGAGGCGCCACCGUCAUCGCCAACGAGGGUCUCCUGCAGCAGCAGCAGCGUAAGAUCGAGGAGCUGGAGCGGGAGCUGAAGCGCUCCCAGGUGGCGCUGCGUGCACAGCAGAUUGCCGUGCUGCGGGCGCAGCAGAGCGGGGCGGGGGCGACGGGACGCGGCGGCGGCGGCGGGGCGGCGCGGGACGGCGGACUUCUCAUGCAGAACCUGCAGAUGAAGCAGCAUCUGCUCUCGCAGCAGCAGCAGCAGCUGCAGGAGCUGCGCACCACACGCCAGCAGAUACACCUCGUCGCGCCAAGCGGCCAGCAGGUGGCGCCUCCGUCGCAGGCGCCGGUGAUGUGGCCGCAGCGGGUCGUAUUGACGGCGACGUCUGCCGGUGAGCCGAUGCUUGUGCCAGCGGUGACGACGACGACGACGCGACUGGACAACAAGGCUGCGCUUGUGAGCGCACUGAACGGUGUCGGACACCAGAGGUCUCUGUCAUUGCCGCUACCACUAGGUGGCACUCCGGUCAACUCGAUAUCGGUCGGCAUGCCGACGCAGACGACAACUGGUACGGUGAGCGCGAGCGAUGAACAGACUGACACGCCCACGCAGCCGCCACCCACGCAGCCGCCACCCAACUACGGCGACGCAGCCAAACAGUUCUUAAAGAAUAAACGCCGACCAUACAACGACCAACACGCUCACACCGUGGCAGCGGUUGCCUGA